Messenger RNA from Sebastes umbrosus (honeycomb rockfish), 6655 nucleotides. Its product is annotated as tensin-2-like. Bases 774 to 5363 code for a protein of 1529 amino acids. The transcript has 27 exons. The record is from RefSeq and is a predicted model, not a curated record. Gene Ontology annotation, molecular function: protein tyrosine phosphatase activity; protein binding. Lineage: Eukaryota; Metazoa; Chordata; Actinopteri; Perciformes; Sebastidae. Gene Ontology annotation, biological process: peptidyl-tyrosine dephosphorylation.
CUUACGGGAUGGUCUCAUGUGCAAAGUUAGAGAGUCUAGAGGGAUGACGUGUGUGAAAGGAGCUCUAUCUAAUCACUCCCCCCAUGAGGAGGAAGAGGAGAGGGGCUGAAGUGAAGCCAAAGGAAAGGGGAAGGGCCUGACAUCAACAAGCCAAAACAGCUGCCCCCUUCUCCCCCAUGGAGAGACAGCAAGAGGAGCCGGAUGGAGCGAGAGAGCGAGGGAGAGGGGGAAGACUGGAGUGUCUGUAAAAGUGUGGAGCGGGAGAGAGCGAGACAUUUGAGGGUCUGUAGAGAACGUAGAGACGAAGGUAUUGGCAAGUGGAGAAAGGGGGGAAGGGUAAGAGAGAGGUGGUGAGUGUGUGCUUGCAUGCUUUCAGAGUGAGGAUAGCCAAGGAGCAAGGGACAGGGAAGAGUGUAAGAGGAGAGGUGCUUGGUGACACUUUUUGGAGGGGUUGUAAGAGGAGAGUUGGGGAGGGGGGUGGGAGAAGAAGAGAAAAAAAGUCAUCUGGGGUGGAUUUCAAGGCCGGACAAGCUGUCAGAGAGAAGGGCAAGAGGUGUGAGGAGUCACUGGGGAAGUAGGAGCAUGUUGGAGAGGAAGACGUUAGCUGUCGCAGAAAACAUAAGGAGGCCCUUCACGACAUGAAGCGCUGAGAGGAGGAGAAGAAGAAGAAGAGGAGGAGGAUCAUCUGGAGUAAAGCACUUAAAGUGUGGAAGGGAGCGGAUACGAGUUGAGGAAAGUAUAAAAGAGGUCAAAAGAGGUCUUUCGCAGGAAGUAUGGGGUGCAUUCACAGCAUGAGCGCCGGCAGGAUGAAGACACAUGGAGCUGAUACUGACACAGGAGGAAUCCCCAUAAAGGCAGACCCUGAGGUGCAUCCUGAAAUCCUUCAACUGGCUGAGCUUGUCAAAGCCGGGAGCCAUGCCUUCACAGAGAAGAGCUUCAAGAGGAAACGGAUGUGCGAUGUCUGCAAGCAGAACAUCGACAACCCUGGGGCUUUCUGCAAGGAGUGCAAGGUUGCAGUUCACAAGACAUGUGAAGCCAAGGUGACUCCCACCUGCACCUCAACACCAGACCUGCACGGCUCCACUAAAUCUACAUCUCAGAAGAAGAGAGGCUCCAUACCGAGGAGUAAAAGUGUGGAACAAGUGAUGGAGCACGUGAUGGAGCACCACUACGACUUUGACCUCACCUACAUCACGGAGAGGAUCAUCUCUGUCUUCUUCCUGCCGGACCUGGAGGAGCAGCGCUACCGCAGAAACCUACAGGAAGUGGCCUCCAUGCUGAAAUCCAAGCACCAAGACAAGUUCUUGCUACUGAAUUUAUCAGAGAAGAGACAUGACAUCACCAGACUUAACCCAAAGGUGCAGGACUACGGCUGGCCUGAUGUUCACGCCCCGCCCCUGGACAGAAUCUGUGCUGUUUGUAAAGCCAUGGAGACCUGGCUGACCUCUGACCCCCACAACGUGGUGGUCCUCCACUGCAGGGGAAACAAAGGGAAGACGGGGGUCAUUGUGGCGGCCUACAUGCACUACAGCAAGAUAUCAGCAGGAGCGGACCAGGCUCUCACCACACUAGCAAUGAGAAAGUUCUGUGAGGACAAAGUCUCCUCUUCCCUACAGCCCUCUCAGAACAGGUACAUCUACUACUUUGGCGGGUUGCUGUCAGGUACCAUCAAAAUGAACAGCAGUCCUCUAUUCCUCCACCAGAUCCUCAUUCCAUCACUACCAAACUUCCAGGCGGGAGGAGGUUUUUAUCCAUUCCUGAAAAUCUACCAGUCCUUACAGCUCGUCUACACUUCAGGCAUCUUUGAUCCCCAGAGCUCCAGGGCAAGGAAGCUGUGUGUGACUAUGGAGCCAGCGCUUUUAUUAAAGGGGGACAUUAUGGUGAAGUGCUACGACCGGCGGAGUCGAGCAGCAGAGAGGGAGGUGGUGUUCAGAGUCCAGUUCCACACCUGCACUGUCCACGGAGCCCAGCUGUGGUUUGGCAAGACUGAACUGGACCUGGCCUGCACAGAUGACAGGUUCCCUCCAGACGCUACAGUCGAGUUUAUCUUCUCCAAUGGGCCGGAAAAAAUGAAAGGUCGAGAAUACCGCAAGAAUGACGCCUCCAUCAAAGUGGACUACAACACCUCGGACCCUGUGGUCCGAUGGGAUUCUUAUGAGAACUUCAACCUGCACCACCAAGACAGCAUUGAAAAUAUCUCUCAUACGAGGGGCCCUCUAGACGGCAGCCUGUAUGCCCAGGUGAGGAAGCGCCGCGGGCCGGGCUCGACUGCUUCAGUGCCGUCACCCAACGGAUGCCUCACCAGCAGCCCAACUGUCAAGCCUCAAACUCCCAGCCAGCCCCAGCCUCUCACCUACACCUCUGACUCUAGCCGCUCCUCUGAUCACCAGGAAGACGCCACUCCGUCCAUAAAACGCCCGGAGAGAGAAAACACUGACUGUCCAUCGAGGAAAGGAGACGGGGAAGUUGAGGCAAAAGACAAAAGAAGAGGAAAAGAGAAGGAUAGAGAGACGGCGAUUUUAGAUGACGGAGACCCGCAAAGUCCUGGGGGUUUGAGGCGAGAGCAAUCGUGUUGCGGUCGAGCAAAGUGUGGCGAUGGCGGAUGGGAGAGGGAGCGAGAGCCCUGCCUUUCUGACAGUCAUUGCCUUGGCCGUUGCAACAGCGUCAAAAAGAAUCCAAAAAGCCAAACCCUGCCGGCCUUGCCAUCCAAAUCCCCGCCACCUCAUACAACUCAUAUGGAGCUCUGCCAUCGACACAGUGCCCAUCCUUUGCCAGAGUUACCAUGGGAACGUCCACCGCCACCCCCGCCCCUGCCCUGCCUCCUCAGGCCGUGCUACCCUUACUCCACCCCUGAACACACCCACCCACACAGCCACACCCUCCCAGCCUUAAACAGACUCUGCACUGGGGAAGAGUGUCACCUGCUCCAUUAUUCCAGCCACAAUCCGGCCUCUCAUCUCUCCCAUCAAUCACUGCCCUCUAGCCCCUACAGGGAAAUGUACUUCAGCUCUCCACCACCGUCCUCUGGUUGCCCCUGUCGGGACUGCUCCAGCAGGCGAGAGCACCAAUCAGCCUCAGUUAGAGCAUUCCACCCACUGCACCCCGACCAAUCAGAAAGCCCACACUGGUCCCAAGGAGUACAACGAACAAGAGAGGCGCCUCCGCUGUGGGAAAGUGAAAAUCCAUGGGAGGUGGCGCGAGAGGCAGAGUUCUGGCAGUGCAAAUCAGCCAUGCCGGCGUUUCGCGUCUGCCACUCCACUUUGGAUCAGAGUCCAACCCCGGAGCCUAGGUACGCCAUCGGGCCUCAUCAGGGCUACCCCAGCCCCCAGUCUCUGAUGGAUGUGCGGGAUGGAGCAAGCAGUGGAUACCACACCCCUCCGCAGCCUCGCCACUCCUGUCCCUGCUCUCCUUAUCAGUCCUCCCCAGCCGAGAGCCACGAGAGCCGGGGCUACGCCUCGGGGUACCACUCUGGAUCAGCCUCGCCUUUGCCCGCUAGCAGCCCCUCUCCUGGGAGAGGCAGGCUGCCCGAGACUCCCUCUGGAUCUAGAGAACAGCAGCACGCUGAGCAUCACAAAGGGGAACAGGCCAAGGCUGAUGUGGAGGAUGACAUAUCCCAGGGUUCAGACGGUAAAUCAGACUCUAAUGGACAGUCAAGCACCCCUGGACUGGACUCUGAUCAUGACUACACAAUCAUUGGUAGCAGCAGCCCCACACACACAGAAGACAGUGUAUCUGCUGAUAGCCCUCUUCAAAGCCAAGCAACUUCACCACAUCUGGAGUCCAGCACAAACAGCAGCAAAGCCGUCACACCAGUAUCAAGAGAAACACAAAGCUCCAACAUAUCUAUAAACUCCACAACACCAUCAAGUGAGCAGAGUUUGAGCUCUGACGGAGCAGCCAAGAUCACAGGAAGUGCAGAAGGAUCUAACAAAUUACAGCCUUCAAGCUAUGCCACCGUCAUCAUCACCCCGGUCCAAGUGCAGCUCAAUGGCUCUGCCCUUCCUAGCGAUACCCCAUCUGACAGCAGCAGAAGUGUAUCCAUGAACCCCUCUGCUAGUCUCAGUUCUAGCCCCUCCACCACUUCCCAAAAUUCUCCUAUUGGCUCCCCAGACCUUCAGACUUCUCCUCAGCGCUCUACAGACGCAGCGGGACAAAGACUGACUCCGGAAAGAGACAGCUCAGCCGACACCAAACCACCAUCACCUGUGCCUGACGGAUAUCACACACCAACCUUUCCCUUAGCAUCCUAUUACUACCCAUUACUAAACGUCCCUCACGUACCAUACACUGGGUACACUGCAGUCACCAUCCCCGCCGUCCAGCCACCGCUACCCGAGAAGAAACGUCUUUCGUCCACACCGGGAUACCUAAACGGACACAACUCACUAUACCGGGGCUCCUCAGCUCCUUCCCCCACGCACCACGUUACUUUCUCCCCCUUGGUGGGAGAGCAGAGACGCGGGUCUUCACAACACAACUGUAGGGAGGAAUCAGACAUCAGGGUCAAUGCGAAGUUUGUCCAGGACAGCUCCAAGUACUGGUACAAACCAGGCAUCUCCAGAGACCAAGCCAUCGCUGUUUUGAAGGACAAGGGACCAGGAACUUUCCUCAUCAGAGACAGUAACUCCUUCCAGGGGGCCUACGGCCUGGCCCUCAAGGUGGCCACGCCUCCUCCUAAUGCCAACAUCACCGGCAGCAAAGGGGACCCUCUUGAACAGCUGGUGAGACACUUCCUCAUCGAGACCGGGCCACGGGGAGUGAAGAUCAAGGGCUGUCAGAACGAGUCCUACUUUGGAAGUUUAUCUGCCCUGGUGUACCAGCAUUCAAUCACUCCCAUCUCUCUGCCAUGUGCCCUUCGCGUCCCAGAAAAAGAUCUGGUUGGGGAGCUUCACGAGACGCAGAGUGCAACAAACACCAGCACGGCGGCUGAUCUCCUCAAACAAGGAGCAGCCUGCAACGUGCUCUACCUGAACUCUAUGGAAACCGAGUCGUUGACGGGCCCUGAGGCAAUCUCAAAGGCAACCAAGUGUACUUUGGCCCUCAGUCCACGUCCAGUGGCAACAGUGGUCCACUUCAAAGUGUCUUCUCAGGGCAUCACUCUCACCGACAGCAAAAGAAGACUAUUUUUCAGGAGACACUACCCAAUCAACAGCGUGACUUUCAGCAGUCUCAACCCCAAAGACCAGAGGUGGACUAAUUCUGAUAGCACGUCAAGCAAGAUGUUUGGCUUCGUGGCGAGGCGGACAGGCAGCGCUACGGAGAACGUAUGUCACCUGUUUGCAGAGAUGGACCCCGAGCAACCUGCAGUGGCCAUUGUCAACUUUAUCAACAAAGUCAUGCUGGGACCACAGCUACGCAGAUGAGAGAGGAGGAGAAUCUGAAAACUGGACUAUUGGGGAUCUGGGGAAGAUGUUAAUAUGAUUUUUAAUGAAGUGCGUGUGACUACAUUUUGUUCUUGCAUUAGUGCAGGUGGCACCACUGUGCUCGGCUGUAUGACUGUUUUUAUAACAGAAUCACUGCUCUGUAGCGCAAUGUAUUGUUUAUAUGCCAGUUUACAGAGCAAACAGUUAGAAAAAAAUAGUUUGAUAAGCCAAAGACUGACCUCUGAACUUUGGUAACCUUUGCCAAAUGAGAUUAAAAAAAGAGUUUGGGGUUUUUUUUUUGUUUGUUUUGCUGUUGAUAAAGUUGUUUUAUUUGUAAUUCUGUUUCAAACAGUUCUCAUAAUGUACAACAAACUUCACAAGCUGCGUAAGUGACAAUCCAUGUACCACACUGUUAUUAAAGUUUCUCUACAUCAACAGUUAAAGGUAAAGGAGAAACCGUUAAGAAGUCUUUAAGUAGUAAAAUAUAAGAGCCAUGUUUUAAGGUGUAAAGUGGCAUAAAGUGGACCUUAUGCAAUGUGAGAAAGAGUAAAAGAAGUAAUCUGAGGGUGUCUUUGACUACAAUUUAACUCAGUUGGUUAGAUAUCGGUACAUAUUUUAAAAAAUCUACAUUUUGUUCUCGAUGCAACUAUACUAUUAUAAGUGUAUUUUUGUUGAUGAGUGAUAACCACGGAUGUUGUAGCGUAUUAUGCUAAACCUGCUAAACAAAAUGUUAUGUGGCUAAACUACAUAAGCAAGUAAAAGGGAGGGCAACCUUAAUUAAAACAGAGUAAACAAAUAAGUAAUUUUAAAGAUCGUGGACAGGACCUGAAUAUUUACAACAUUUCUACAGCUGCAAAUAAUAAUAAUUAAAAAAACCUAUGUGGACACUUACUUACUUUGUGAAGUUCAAAAUGUGGUGAGAAAAUAUACAAUGUCUGCAAUGUUGGUGAUGUCAGUAUAAAAAGAGUCGGUACCAGAAAAGUCUUUCCAUAUCACAUAUUAGUCCAUAUUUAACUAACCAAUAUCCACGGCAUGGAGCUUCACUUUAAGCCAAAGACUUCAUUAUUGUGUUAAGAUAUUUUUUAAAGUUGUUUUUUUUUCAAUACAUGUUUGUUGUUUGGUAUUUGUGUGUUUUCUAUAAACUGAUACAUCAUUUAGAUGACUUCAGCACAAUUAUUAUUUUUCAUAAUGGAUUUUUAUGUAAAAAGAAGUAAUAUAUUUUAGGCCUCUGAGAAGAACGGUGUAUGUCAUAUUUGACAGGAAGUUUUAAGUAAUAAAAAUCAAAUCAAAUG